Naegleria fowleri is the source of this 2397-nucleotide messenger RNA. RefSeq lists its product as uncharacterized. Bases 1 to 2397 code for a protein of 798 amino acids. Lineage: Eukaryota; Heterolobosea; Eutetramitea; Acrasida; Naegleriidae. The record is from RefSeq and is a predicted model, not a curated record. The transcript has a single exon.
AUGAAGGUCACAACAACAACAACACCACCCGAUGUGGCCACAACGAGUAUGGACCAUCAAAACGAUGAUGACAAACCUCUUCAUCCUCUUCACCAAAAGCAUCCAUCAUCAAAUCUUCUUGUUCAUCGUUCAUUCAUGAUCAUUUCCAACAACAAGAACGAUCGUGAUCAUCACGAGGAGAAGGAGCCAUCCACAGACUGGACCAUCCAAUCAUCUUCCGAUGAUCCGUGCUCCGUUCGCAGAUCACAUCGACGUUCUGAAUCGUUCUCAUCACCACUCUCUCCGGAUCAGAGUCCUCCCAAAUCAGACUUCCAAAUCAUUGAUCAUCAUUCUGUGAUUGGUGACCAUCACCAACUACCACAACAAGAGCAAUGGAAGCAACAACGGGAACAAGAACAACUUUGCAAGGGUGAUUUGAAUUUCUCCUUGUCUUCUUCCUCGUCGUCGAUGUCAACUUCGGAUUUGAGUUCUCCUUCCUUGUUAUCGAUUCUUGGAGAAUGGAUGAAGAAGAACACUCACAUUGGCGGUGCUGGUAGUCACAACAACGCCACUACUACUGCUACUACUGGAACGAAUACCUUUGCUGUUUCUGGUGAGGAGGAAGAGGAAGAGGAGGAAUGGAUGAUGAAACUUUCAACAAGAUCAUUUGGUGGUGGCGAUGAAAAACAAAAUUCGAAUUCUUCAAAUUCGUGUUCUUCACCUUUUGAAAGUCAAACAUUUUCCAUUGAAACGGAAGAAAGUAUUGAAUAUGAAGAAGAAGAAUUACCACUUGGAUCAGAGGAUCUUGAUCACGAAGAGAAUCAAGAAGAAAUCUCCUCUCGAGAGAUGGUGACUUGUUUUAGAGAAGAUUCUCUUCAAUCCAUUAAGAAAGAAGUACAAUCAACAAGAAGGAUAGAGAAGAGAAGAACUGUGGAAAGAAUAUUCAGAGAUGAUCCAUGCGGAAAUGUGGUGGAGGAGAGUGAAGAAUUGUUGAGAAGUGGGUUUUCUAAAUUUGGAAGUCUAUUGAGGCUUCUCAAAGAAUUGAUGUAUGAAGCAAAAGAACAAUUGAUGCAUGAAUGGGAUGAGAAUGGAAGAUACUUGUUCAACUAUUAUUAUCAGCAAUUGGCAUCUUCAAGUGAAGAAGAAUUGAAUCCAAGUCACUUGUCAAAACUCUUUCGUGCUGUCACCCCUCAAACCAUUCAACCAUUGAUCUUUGGUUUGGUGAAUAUAACAAAUCGAUUAUUGUCACUCAAAACCACUGCCAUCACAAACAACUCUCAUGAUCUCUCCAUUCUGUCCAAUAGUUCCAACAAAUUUCACACAAACAAUCCACACAGCUUUGCACUCGUUCGACAAAAACGACAUCACAUUAAGGAACUUCCUCGUGAAAUUCUCGAAAAUAUCUUUAGCUUUUUAUUUCAGAAAGGUGGAAUUUCAAACAAAUUCUCUUCCACGUCCAUGAACUCUUUGUGUGAAGAGGAUUUCUUAUCACCAUUCGCACGGGCCAAUAUUUUCAGUGUUUUACUCACAUGUCGUGAAUGGUAUGAAGUCGUGACAGAAUCUACUCAAUUCUGGAGAGAGAGAGUCAUUCGAUUGAGUUUUCAUUUGAAACGAAAAGAAUCUCAUGACAUGAAUUCUGCCUCCUUACUUUUUGAAAACGGAACAACCUUUAGAUUACAAUCUUCUCAACAACAAUUUCAAAAAUCGCAACAAUGUCAAAAACCUCAACAACCACAAGAAAUUCAAAAAUCACGUCGAAAAGUAACCUUCGCCUUAUCACCUUCCACUUUGAAUCAUGGAAAUCACUUGGAAUCAAGUUUUGUAAAUUCACCACCAAAUUCAAUAAUGAGAAAAGUUCACAUGAUGACUUGCAAUCCACAUCAGCAGGAUCCUCCACUCACUCACAUUUCUGUCCAUUCCCAAAAGAAGGCAUUAUUAGACGAAACACUUCUCGAUCUUGACUUGAAAAUGAAACGUUUCCAUACAGAUCAUCCUAAACGUGCCAAACAAUUCUACUUUUUCUAUUGGCUUUCACUAUUAAGACAAGUUCAAGAACAACAAGCAAGAAAACAUGAAAAUUCCAUCCUUCAAGUGUCCUCUCUCUUUCAUGACGAAGACGACGACGACAUUGAGACCACCGCCACUGCACAAGUAUCUUCACAACAACAAGCAUCGGGUGGUGUCUUGACAACAACGAAUCGAAUGAUGAUGCAUCAUCAGAGAAAUGCAUUUCUCUCUUCACGAUUAAGAUUUCAAAAUGGUGUGGAAAUUGUAUUUGUGUUGAUUGUGGGAUUGUUUUUCGUUUGGCAAUGGUUGGGAUUGUUGGUGUUUGGUGGAAUUUUCUCAAAAUCCAAUUCGAGGAGUGGACGAGGAGGAAAUAAGAUUGUGAGCUCUCAUAAGAGGCGACUCAUUCACUGA